GGCUGGCUGGGGACCAUGGCAAAGCACAUUAAAUGUAUUGAAGUCCAGGGCAGAUCACACGCCGCCUCCCUCACAUCGCCCACAGCCGUGACUGAAAGCUCUAGAAACGUCUCGUACGCUGUAGCUGCGUCAGAACUGCAAUUCUCAUCCUGUUGUACGCAAGAAGAUCCGGCGUACAGUCCACAAGCUAGAGGCGUUUGCAUUGGUUGUGUGUGGGCAGCAUUUCCUUCUUUUUUACAGGCAUUUCUAUUCUUUCCAGAAGGCUGUUUUAUCAGUGAAAAAGAAGCUCACUUUCACGCCGACAUGCAUCCAGCAACUGCCAAGUGGUACGACAGGAGGGACUCUGUUUUUAUAGAGUUCUGUGUGGCAGACAGCAAAGAUGUUAAAGUCAAUUUUGAUAAAACAAAGUGCGGUUUCAGUUGUCUUGGUGGAACUGACAAUGUCAAACACGAGAAUGAAAUAGAACUUUUUGAAGCCAUUGAUGAAAAUGAAUCCAAACAUAAACGCACAGAUCGCUCAGUGUUGUGCUAUCUACGAAAAGCGCAGCCAGGGAAGGCGUGGCCGAGGCUAACAAAAGAGAAGGCAAAGCUGAGUUGGCUCAGUGUUGACUUCAACAACUGGAAAGACUGGGAGGAUGAUUCAGAUGAGGAGAUGGGCAACUUCGAUCAAUUCUCAGAUAUGAUGAACAACAUGGGAGGUGAGGAUGACCUACCCGAUCUAGACGGUGCAGAUGACGACGAGUCUGCAGAUAGCGACGACGAGAAAAUGCCAGAUUUGGAGUAGAAAGACUGUAAGACUCUGGAAAGAAAAUGGAAGAACAGACGGCAAGAAGAAUCAAAACAAAUGUAUAUCUUGAAAAUCGAAGGCAGUGACAAACAACUGUACAUAUGAGUCAGUAGCCAUAUUUAAAAUCCAUAGCCUCAGCUCCAAACUCUUGACCGAUCAGUCCACUGAAGGUUGAUAUGCAUGGUAUUGUACAGAGCAGCUAUCUCCACUUCCAUUUGCUGUACUGCACCUUUUUGGGUAUCUCGUUUUACUGUUAAAUAUUACAACUAAGCACACAUUAUUUGUUGGAAAAGCUGUAUAGUUGUCCUCAACUGAGCAAUACGUGUUAAGAGAUUUACAACUUGUUUUCAAAUAAACUGUGGUUAAAAAUGAUAAGGCCCACCCAUUCCCAAUGUUGUGGUUUUAAGUUAGUCGACCAGUGUAGUUUCUCAUGAUUUUAAGAAGACACUAGCUAUGUACAUCUGAGAAUUAGAUGCGUUUACUGAUUGGGUUCCUCUAAAGCCUUCCAUGUGCCGUGAAUUAGAUAUCCAGGAAGCCAGUCUUUGUUUCUGUAGCUUAACCUUCCAGCUUACAUGUUUCCCUUUACUUAUUGUUUAAUGUAUGUGAAAUUGGAAUCAUUGCAGAAAUAUUUGCAUCUUCCCACUGAUCAUCUGGUAAUUUGAAUGAAUCCCACACAGUCAGUAUCUUAACAGUUCCUCUCUCCAUACCCGCCUAACAUGCACACUCACGUUAAGACUGAAGAAGCAAGAUGAAAUGUUUUGCAGCUGAUAUAAAGAGGCUUGAAGCUCGGUUGGGCCUCAACAUCAUGUGGUUCGUUGCUAUCCUCCAGGUUCUUUCCGUUUGUUCAUCUAGAGUAGAUCCUCCCUUGUCGGUGAGGGAGUGUCGGAAAGAUAUGGCGACAUGUAAUGACCAAAUUAUAUUUGCACUGUCAAUAAAAUGUAAGGGGAGACAAGUAAUGUUGAAUUACAGUGGAAAUUCUUUUUUUAUUGUCUACAUCUUUCUAAUAAACUGUUUAAGAAUCA
Thunnus maccoyii (southern bluefin tuna) is the source of this 1808-nucleotide messenger RNA. Its product is annotated as prostaglandin E synthase 3-like. Gene Ontology annotation, biological process: protein folding; chaperone-mediated protein complex assembly; prostaglandin biosynthetic process. Bases 16 to 783 code for a protein of 255 amino acids. The transcript is spliced from 8 exons. Gene Ontology annotation, molecular function: protein-folding chaperone binding; Hsp90 protein binding; prostaglandin-E synthase activity. NCBI's taxonomy places the organism in Eukaryota, Metazoa, Chordata, Actinopteri, Scombriformes, Scombridae. Gene Ontology annotation, cellular component: nucleus; cytosol. The record is from RefSeq and is a predicted model, not a curated record.